UUUCCGCCUUGAGUAGCUGUUAUCUGUCAAAAUUUGCUGAAGUCGCUUUUUUUUUUGAAAGAAUUUGUUGUAUUUCAAAUUUUUAAUACGGAAUGCCAAUUGUUCUCUUUUAACACAUUAAUUAGUUCUUCGAAAUGUAUUGGAAGAAUUGCGCAUUCUUAAUUUUGUGUGGUUUUUGUUUCACUUUUGCUCGUUGUAGUUUUCCAAAUGGUUCCUUUAUUAUUUAUAGAUCACCAUCAGUUUUGUCACUGAAUGGCAUUUGGACUGCUGUAAACUCAAAUGGAAGUAUUAUCGUCAAAGCAAAAGUGCCUGGUAGUAUUUAUACUGAUUUACAAAGGAACAAUAUAAUUCAAGAGCCUUACUUUGGUGAAAAUGAUCUUUUAUAUCGUUGGGUUGGACAAGACAAUUGGAUUUUCAAGAGGAAAUUCAUAGCUGAAUGUCAUCUUUUGCAAAAGACAAGAAUUGUUCUUAUAGCUCAUGGACUUGAUACUGUUAGCAAAAUACAUUUAAAUGGCAAAUUAAUUGGAGUUUCUGAUAAUAUGUUUGUUCGCUACUUAUUUGACAUAAAACCUGUUUUAAAGGCUAACAACAGCAUUAGAGUGUCAUUUAGAUCUGCUGUAGAAUAUUCCAAAGAAAAACAUGAAAUUCAAGUUCUCAAAUAUGUCAUUCCACCAGUCUGCCCACCUCCUGUACAAAACGGAGAAUGCCAUGUGAAUUACAUACGUAAAAUGCAAAGUUCUUUCAGUUGGGAUUGGGGGCCUGCUUUCCCUACACAAGGAAUAUGGAAACCACUGGAAGUUGUAGGAUUUGAUACACUUUUAAUAACAGACGUGACUGUUGUUCCUGAUAUAAUCAAUGGAAAACUGCAAAAUAUGACAAUUACUACACAUAUGGAAACGGCUUCAUUUGAUUUGGUCAAUGGUAAUAUGACGAUUUCCUUGAAUGAUUCAGUCAUUUUUCAGUCCAAUAUAAGUAUCAAGCCAGAUGAAAAUUUGAGUGCCCAAAAGACUAUCAAAAUAAUCUUUACAAAGAAUUAUGACAUUAAACUUUGGUGGCCAAAUGGAUUGGGAAGUCAGCCACUUUAUACUCUGAAGAUAAUAUUUUCAAAUAAUGAGGAAUCUGUCUCAAAGUCUAUUAAAAUAGGUUUUAGAACAAUAGAACUUAUACAAGAACCUGUUGAAAAUUCUACUGGCUUAAGUUUUUAUUUUAAAGUGAAUGGUGUGCCAUUCUUUGCCAAAGGAUCUAACUGGAUUCCUGCUGAUAGUUUCCAGGAAAGAGUCACUCCUCAAUACAUUGAAAAUCUUUUGCAAUCUGCUAAAGAAGCCAACAUGAAUAUGCUUCGGGUUUGGGGAGGUGGAAUUUAUGAAACGGAUGAAUUUUAUGAAACAGCAGACAGAUUAGGAUUGUUAAUUUGGCAAGAUUUGAUGUUUGCUUGUGCAUUAUAUCCAACCUAUCAAGAUUUUCUUAGCAGUAUUAGUACUGAAGUGACUCAACAGGUUAGGCGUCUUCAACAUCACCCAAGUUUGUUGCUUUGGGCUGGAAACAAUGAAAAUGAACAAGCAAUAUCUGGUUAUUGGUGGCCAUCUGUUUCGCAAUACUUGGAACAAUACAAAGCUGAUUAUGUCAAACUGUACAUUGAUACUAUCAUGCUACUUGUAACUAAUGAAGAUCCUACUCGAACGUUUUUGCCUUCAAGCCCAUCUAAUGGACCUGAAACUGUUAGAGAAGGGUGGAUUUCAAGUAAUCCUCAAGAUAAUCUAUAUGGUGAUGUGCAUUUUUACGACUACUUUGGUAGUGAAUGGAACCCAGAUACAUAUCCCAGGGCUAGAUUUGUAUCUGAAUAUGGAUUUCAAUCUUUUCCCUCUUUUGAAUCUCUUGCUAAUGUUUCAAAUCCUCAAGAUUGGCAAUAUCCUUUAAAUGAUGCUAUGAAACAUCGUCAACAUCAUAUGUUUGGUAACUUACAGAUGGACAGUAUGAUUUUGAAACAUUUCAGAUUACCUGAUACUUCUUGUGGCAUUCAAGGUUUUAAAGAUUUCUUAUAUUUAUCCCAGAUUGUGCAAGCUGUUGCAAUAAAAACCGAAACUGAAAAGUAUCGUCGUAGCCAAAGUGAAGUUGUAAAUGGGGAAGGAAAGACAAUGGGAGCUUUGUAUUGGCAGUUAAAUGAUAUUUGGCCAGCUCCUUCAUGGGCUUCCAUUGAGUAUGGAGGGCGAUGGAAGAUGCUACAUUAUUAUGCAAAGCAUUUUUUCUCUCCUCUUCUGGUAUCCCCCUAUCGAAAAGAUGAUGAGGCUGUUGUUAGUGUUGUUUCGGACUUGUCUGCACCCCUGAAUAAUCUGAUUUUGAAUAUCUCAGUAUUUAGUUGGUCAUCUAUGGAACCUCUUCUCACCAAUGUUGUAACUUUCAGCCAGCCACCUAGAUGUUCAAAAGUUGUCUUUCAAGAAAGCAUCACGACUUUAUUAGAAAGAAGUGGCUGCCCAAAUGAAAAUUCUUGUUUUCUGUACUUUAUUGUUCGGUCACCAGAAGAGCCAAAUCUAGAAUCAAGAAAUGUACUGUUUCUUUCUGAAUUCCAUUCUGCAACAGGGUUGAAAAAGCCUUAUAUUGCUGCUGACAUCAUAGGACCAUUUAAAACUGAAGCUUCAGAUUACACUUUCAACAUUUCUCUUGAUACACAUGCUAUUGCUCCAUUCGUAUGGUUGGAUGUUUGGAAUAUUCCAGGAAAAUUUUCGGACAAUGGUUUCUUAAUGGUAUCAGAGACCGUGGUGUCUUUCUUCAGUAAAGAUGCAAUCGAAAUAAAAGAUAUUAGCAAUAAUUUGAAUAUUACGUCAUUAAAAGAUACUUGUACAAAUUAAAUAAGAUUUCUUGUGUUAUGAUAAAGCUAGACACGUGUUAAUUUUUAAUUUACACAUAACAUACUGAUGUAAAAUGUCACUUGUAUACCUUAAAUAAACGAUAUUUUCACACUACAUUAUUCUCAUGAAAAAACAUCUCUUUGAUACAGGAAAUUCAUCAUUUUAAUAUUGUAAGCGGAAAGAUAGUUAUGGAACAUCUUGUCUUUUAGCCAGAUUAAAAUGUUGCAAAUAAAACAAAUUAUUUUAGAUAACAGGAGAAUUUAUAAGAACUUAUAAUGUCAUGUUUGAUACAUAGUAUGGGAUUCAUGGUUCUGUGAUUAUUCUUCACUAGUUAUUGAGUUUUAUAUUUGAAAUUAUUCAAAUUCUUAAAUAUUUUUGAUUGCUUGAAUGAGCAAAAUUAGAAUAUUGGGAUUUAUCAUGAAUACUUAAUAUUUUAGUAAACUAUUUUUGAAUAAACUUUGAAAGUAAAGUAUUAAGUUAAAAAGUUGUAAUAUAAAAAUGUAAUUGUGACAAAUUUAUUGGAAUUUCUACUGUUCAUUUUGAUAUUUAGAAAGUAUUUAUUAAUCAUAUUUAAAAUUAUUACCAGAAUUUGUAUAU
Molecule: messenger RNA, 3443 nt
Organism: Argiope bruennichi
Lineage: Eukaryota; Metazoa; Arthropoda; Arachnida; Araneae; Araneidae
Gene: beta-Man
Product: beta-mannosidase-like
Exons: 16
Coding region: 135-2846 (903 amino acids)
Biological process (GO): carbohydrate metabolic process; glycoprotein catabolic process
Molecular function (GO): beta-mannosidase activity
Source: RefSeq, a predicted model, not a curated record